Messenger RNA from Diuraphis noxia (Russian wheat aphid), 1852 nucleotides. Its product is annotated as major facilitator superfamily domain-containing protein 12-like. Gene Ontology annotation, cellular component: plasma membrane. Gene Ontology annotation, biological process: carbohydrate transport. The record is from RefSeq and is a predicted model, not a curated record. NCBI's taxonomy places the organism in Eukaryota, Metazoa, Arthropoda, Insecta, Hemiptera, Aphididae. Gene Ontology annotation, molecular function: symporter activity.
UCUGGACAACACUGUCUUGCGUACUUUUUUCGUUAUUUCGUUAAUCACAAUAUCAGUAUYGUUUGCCAAUGGUUCGUAGACAAUUUAAUUUUUAAAUGUCAUAAUCGCCAUCAUUUACACGCGUUAUAAAUCGGCUGGUGUACUUAUAUAAACAAAUUGUAUACCUACAUUAGAUGUUCGUAUAUCAGCGAUYCCAAGAUACAACCGAUAGAUAUAUAGGUACCUGAGGGCUGAAAUAUCUAUAAGUUGAGGUGAUACAUAUGCGUGAAGAAAAAGUGAAAAAGCGCUCAUAACAUAUGGUGUUAUAAUGCGUUUUUCAGAUAUUAUAAUUCAAUAAUAACAAACGUUACACACAAUAAUGGAUCGGUGUGAGAACUGCGGCGACGAAUAUGAACGGUUGCUGAGCGAGGAGGAUGACCGGUCGUCAGCAGCCGAGGAUCAUCGCAACGAACGUCCGCUUCAUCAACAACUACAGCGGCCCGUUGAUAGCAGUCGGCGCGUGGCUUUCGGCUUUGGACACGUGUUCAAUGACAUUACCGCGGCCAUUUGGUUUUCUUACACCAUGGUAUUCAUGCAAAACGUAGUUGGUGUACCCGCAACCACCGCUGGAUUUCUGUUGUUUUUCGGUCAAACUGUAGAUGCAAUAGCAACACCAUUUGUUGGAAUCAUAGUGGACAAAUUYGGGAAAAAGAAAAAUUGGRUACUUUUAGGCACAGUAAUAGAAGCCAUAAGUUUUCCGUUAAUAUAUUAUGCUUGGAAUUUAUCCAUAGCUGUAAUCACCUUGAUUUAUAUUUGCGCGAUAUUAACAUUCCAAAUGGCAUGGGCUCUAGUUCAAAUUUCUCACUUGUCGUUGAUACCAGAGCUGACUGAUUUGUCUUUAGAGAGAGGAAAAUUAACUUCAAUAAGAUAUGUAUUCACAGUGUCCACAAAUAUUUUAAUGUUCAUCAUUGCUUGGUUAGUAUUCAGAGGUGUACGAAAAAACGGAAAUAUGAGUAGUCUAAUUGGUCCUAACGACUCAGAAAAAUUUCAAAUGUUAGCGUUAAUUGCUACAACGAUUGGAGUGGUAUCGGCGUUUAUUUUCCACGGGCUAUUGAAAAGCCCACGAAACACCAAUAAAAAUUUGAUGUACAGGCAGAAUCGGAAGAUAAAUUUCGAUAAAAUACUGACAUUUUGUAAAAACCUUCAACUGUACCAAGUGGCUGUCGUGUUUACAACUUGUAAGCUAUUGAUAAAUAUAGCUCUGAUCUAUAUACCGCUUUUCAUCAACGAAUCGGCAAUUGAUGAAUCUGGUUCCAUUGCUAGCAUACCGUUGGUGGCGUAUGUGUCUUCUUUGAUCACAUCUAUAGGCGUGGAAUACGUUGAACCAUGUUUUAAAUCUGAUAAAGUGAUAUUUACAAUUGGUAGUAUGAUAUCAAUUUUUGGAUCAUUAUUGGUAUUCUUCAAUCCUAAUAACGGACUGACUUAUCACUACUUAUGUUUAGCUGCUGUAUGCUAUGGUUCAGGAAGUGCAAUAACUUCAGUUUUAAGCCUUAGUGUCACUGCGAACCUUAUUGGGAAUGAUAUAGAUUGUGGAGCAUUCAUAUACAGUUCAGUUACAUUUUCUGAUAAAUUGAUUAAUGGUUUAGUUAUCAUUGGAAUAGAAUUCAUGAAAUGCACAGAUUUGGAAAAAUGCUCUCAUUAUUACAGAGAUGUUUUAGCAUUUAGCAGUGGAUCACUUGCCCUAAUUGGUUUAUUGGUGUUUUUAACAAUACCAAAAAGACUUAUAAAGACGACAAAGAGUUCAUCAUCUCCGAUAGUUAUUUAAAUUGAAUUGUAAAAAUAAAAUAUGUUCCUUAACUAUUUUUAGGUUAGG